AUGCCGACCGCCUCCGCUCCUCGAUUUCGCCCCCGCUCUCCCAGCCUCCUAGGCUCAGCUCCCGCAGCGUCGGUCACCGGAGCAAUGCCGCCGCCGCGCCGCUCCUACAGGCCACGUCCGGCGAGUGAGUUCGCCGUGGCGGAGGCAGACGCCCUGAUCUCCCUGCCGACGGACGUCCUGGACGACAUCCUCAACCGCGUCGGCCCCCGCGACGCCGUCCGCACGUCGGCGCUCUCCCGCGCCUGGCGACGCCGAUGGGAGGCCCUUGCAUCGCUGGACCUCGACUUCGAUGAUGGCCUCAAGCACGAGGGGGCCGUCGACAGCAUCCUCCUCCGCUGCCCCGGCCGAUGUCAAUUAAAUGGGGCCAAUAUUCUAGAAACACUUCCAUGCACCUUUAUCAACUUAAAGAGCUUGACAUUGGUGACACACUUAUGUGAACUUCCCUCCAUUUUAUCAACCUUUUGCUUGCUAAGGAAUGCUCCAAGCCUUGAAAGCCUCAAAAUACAGGUUUUUUGUGAUUAUGAUUAUGGCAUGGGGCAGAAAUUUGAGGCAAAUGGAGAGUUUCAAAAUGCACAGUGUACUGAUGGCAUGUGUGCCAAACUUCAGUUUGUGGAUAUGACUGGCAUUCACUUGUUUACAAAUGAAAUGUCCUUCAUAGAGGUUAUUCUCUCUAAAGCAAGGCUUCUUCGCACAUUAUCCAUAAGUCUUAAUCAUGGUGCGGAAUUGACAAUGUCUAAUGAGGAUGGACUGAAGAAGUUACUAAACUACAAAAAAGCUUCAACUCAUGCCGAGGUUAUAUUUGAAGGUUAA
Messenger RNA from Triticum urartu, 810 nucleotides. The record is from RefSeq and is a predicted model, not a curated record. Lineage: Eukaryota; Viridiplantae; Streptophyta; Magnoliopsida; Poales; Poaceae.